Molecule: messenger RNA, 2664 nt
Organism: Cucurbita pepo subsp. pepo (vegetable marrow)
Lineage: Eukaryota; Viridiplantae; Streptophyta; Magnoliopsida; Cucurbitales; Cucurbitaceae
Product: putative LRR receptor-like serine/threonine-protein kinase At1g07560
Biological process (GO): protein phosphorylation
Molecular function (GO): protein kinase activity; ATP binding
Source: RefSeq, a predicted model, not a curated record
AUGGGGAGGAGCUUCAUACGCUUCCUCUUGGGUUUUCUACCCACUUUUGUUCUUCUGCAAUUGGGUUAUGGCCAGAGUCAACAAGGCUUUAUCAGUAUUGACUGUGGAUCCAACUCUAGCUACACAGAGCCAAUUACAGGUUUAAAUUAUGUUCCAGAUUCAGAGUUUAUCAACACUGGCAUCAUAACAAGUUUACCAUCAAGUAGUGGAUUGUCUAAUGUACAGAAACAGCUAUGGAAUUUAAGAAGCUUCCCUCAAGGAACAAGGAACUGUUACAACGUUCCCGUGAAAGUUGGAACUAAGUAUUUGAUUCGAGCUAGUUUCUUGUAUGACAAUUAUGAUGCUAAAAACAGCGUUCCUGAAUUUGAUUUGCACUUUGGACCAAACUUGUGGGUGAAUGUGAAACUAGAACUCCCAGAGAAUAUCAUACACGAAGAGAUCAUUCACAUCACAACUUCAAAUAAUGCACAAGUUUGUCUUGUCAAUACUGAUAAAGGGACGCCCUUUAUUUCUGCCUUGGAGUUCAGGCCUUUAAAACUAUCAAGCUAUAAAACUGUGUCUGGAUCAUUAGCCACCUACUUGAGAUUGGAUAUUGGAGAAAACAAAACAUUCACUCGAUACCCAGAUGAUGAUUAUGAUCGUAUUUGGAGUCCACCAACCCCGGUGUCUGAAUGGGUUCCAAUAAGUACCUCUUCUCCAGUAAAGAACAACGAUAAUAUAGGGUUUAAAGCACCAUCUUCAGUGCUUAAGACAGCCUCCACAGUGGCAAAUGAAAGUGCACCCAUGAUAAUACCUUGGAGUGAUCCUGAUCAAUCUAUCCAAUUCUAUAUAUACUUAUAUUUCGCUGAAUUUGAAUCAUCCCAGUCUAGAACCUUCAAAAUCUAUCACAAUGAGAAGCUUUUUUAUAGUGAGGAUUUGUCCCCGGCGUAUCUCACAGAAAAUGUCAUCUAUAGCCAAGAACCCUUUCCUAUUAGUGGGAGACAUAUAGUUCAUUUGAUUAGGACUGAAGAUUCAGCUCUCCCACCCAUCUUGAAUGCGCUUGAGAUCUUUAAAGUCAUGAACUUUGAACAACCUACCACAGAUCAAGGAGAUGUCGAUGCUAUUGAAUCCAUCCAGAAAUUUUAUGAGGUUAAAAUAGAAGAUUGGCAAGGAGAUCCAUGUGCCCCAGAAGCAUUAGCUUGGCGGGCUCUUACCUGUGAAUAUGAUGAUGGUUCAAAGCCUCCUAGAAUCACAGGCUUGAACUUGACAUCUACUGAAUUGGCCGGAAAAAUUACGAACAACAUAGCUAAUCUACUAAAGCUCGAGGUUUUGGAUCUGUCAAACAAUAACCUAAGCGGAUCAGUGCCAGAAUUUCUAGCUGACAUGCCAUUCUUGAGGGUUUUAAACUUAUCAGGAAACAACCUAUCUGGACAAGUUCCUGCUGCACUUAUUGACAAAAAGAACAAAGCUUCCUUUUCACUAAGCUUGGAUGGAAACCCAAAUCUGUAUGUGACAGAGCCAAGCGAGAAAAAGAAGAGUACCAAUAUACUAAUUCCAAUUCUAGCAGCAGUUGGUGGUGUUAUUAUCAUAUUGCUGAUUUUAGCUUCAAUCUACUACUACUUUUUCCGGCGAAGAACAAGUUCUAAAGCUCCCGUGAUGGUGAAGCCUCAUUCACCACAAAACUCUGGUUUUGAACUUCAACCACCUGAGCCAUUGGAGCAGCAGCCAAGUCGAAGAUAUUCAUAUGUGAGUAUCUUAGAAAUGACCAAUCAUUUUGAAACGCUGCUAGGUGAAGGAGGCUUUGGAAAAGUUUACUAUGGUCUCAUUGGUAACACUGAAGUAGCGGUAAAGAUAUUGUCUGCAAAGUCAGCUCAAGGUUAUCGAGAAUUUCAAUCCGAGGUUGAUAUUCUGUUAAGAGUUCAUCACAGAAAUUUGACUAGCUUAGUUGGAUAUUGUAAUGAGGGCGAGGAGAAAAUGGGGCUUAUCUAUGAAUAUAUGGGCAGAGGAAACCUCGGAUCACUCCUUUCAGGUGGAAAAGGACAGGUUUUAAGAUGGAAAGACAGACUUCAAAUAGCACUAGAUUCAGCACAAGGUCUGGAAUAUCUGCAUAAUGGUUGCAGGCCACCAAUAAUACAUAGAGAUAUCAAACCAAGCAACAUUCUAUUGAACGAACAUUUACAAGCAAAACUGGCUGAUUUUGGGCUAUCCAGGGCUUUCCCUAUCGAUGGUGAUGCCACCCAUGUGACUACCAAAGUCGCUGGCACUCCUGGCUACCUUGAUCCCGAUUACCACGUAUCAUUUAGAUUAACAGAGAAGAGCGAUGUUUAUAGCUUUGGAAUUGUUGUUAUGGAACUCAUCUCUGGAAGACCCGUAAUACUAAAAACUAGUGAAAGAUGUCACAUAACUAAGUGGGUUGAUUUCAAUAUUAAUCAAGGAGAUAUCCACUCUAUAAUUGACCCGAGAAUAAAAGAUGGUUGCAAUGUCAACUCCGUGUGGAAAGCAGUAGAUAUGGCAAUGGCUUGCACUACUACAGAUCCUACAAAUAGGCCAACAAUGAGCCAAGUUGUGAGCGAACUGAAGGAAUGUCUAAACCUUGAGUUAAACCAACGCGAAGAUCGUCAAGUUGACUCUAUCACAUCUAUUAGCUCGACAUUCGACUACGAGCAUGGUCCUUCGGCAAGGUAG